AUGAAUAGACUCUCUGCGUUCAUCGCACUUCUUUGCCUCGUCUUCCUCUCUUCAGCAGCUCCUGCUCGCGCUCAAGUUGACCCCAGCUCCCAGACGUACACGGGCGAUGCCGUCUGCAUCGAUGGUCAAGACUUCUGCCUUUCGGCCAUCUAUUCAGCGAAAGACCAGGCAAUCAAUUAUACAAUGGUCGUCAAGGGCUCAUAUACAGGUUGGAGGGCUGUGGGCCAAGGUUCUAAGAUGAAGGGCUCAAACAUGCUCAUCUCUUGGGUCUACGAUGGCGCCCCUGUCCUGUCCCAUCGAGGCGCGGCAGGAGACAGACUACCUACCGAGGCCAUUGCUCCUGGCACCUUUGCCUCCGGAGGAAACGUCAGCCGCAUCACUUCGGACAGUACCAUUGUCUCCUGGAGCUUCCCCCAGACAUCCGAUCCGGGCAACGCCAUGGCUCACAUCUGGGGUGUCAAUACCCAGAAUGCCCCCGCUAGCAGCGAUUCGAGCUCCAGCUUUAACAAACACAAUGACUACGGAGACUUCAACAUGGACUUCACCAAGGCAUAUGCAGGAGCCGCACCCGCCGUACCUAGUGGCGUGACGGCCUUGCCUGCCUUUGGAGGUGCUGCAGUAUCCGCCAACCCCGCCACUACCAGCAGUGGAAGCAACGGCGCCUCCUCUACGACCAACGGGAAAGCGCUAAGCUACCACGAGAACCGCGUCUGGAUCGCCCACAUGUCCUUCAUGCUCAUCGCAUGGGUCCUCUUGGUCCCCAUUGGAAUUCUAGUCGCCCGCUUUGGGAGGCUCGCGUACAAGUGGUUCCCUGCUCACCGUGCUAUCCAAUCGGUUGCGAUCCUGUUCGGUCUCGUCGGCUUCUUCCUCGCCGUCGGAGCCGUGCAAGCUCAAGGGUCGACCCACUUUAAGAAGAGGCACGAGAAGCUAGGCCUUGCCACUACCAUCCUCAGCGUGGUGCAGGGCAUGUCUGGUCAAGUGGCCCACGUUUACAAACACAAAGCGAUAGCUGCCGGUAAACAGCCAUCUCGCUGGAUCGGAAUUUCGCACAUCUUCGUAGGCUUGACCACUUUUGGGCUUGCCAUUGCAACCGUUGCAACCGGAUUUGGCAUCUGGACCUGGUGGGACCCUCCCAGCUGGACUUCGAUCCCCAUCUUUGUCUGGGCUGCCCUCCUUGCCGCUAUCUACUUUAUUGCCGCUGCUGUCUUGGUUCCCAGAGAGGUGCGCAAGGAGAGAGAAGAGCGGGACGAGCUUGGGCACGAGAAGAGCCUUACCGGUUAG
Microstroma glucosiphilum is the source of this 1281-nucleotide messenger RNA. RefSeq names its product CBD9-like protein. Lineage: Eukaryota; Fungi; Basidiomycota; Exobasidiomycetes; Microstromatales; Microstromataceae. Bases 1 to 1281 code for a protein of 426 amino acids. The record is from RefSeq and is a predicted model, not a curated record. The transcript is spliced from 2 exons.